Piliocolobus tephrosceles (Ugandan red Colobus) is the source of this 705-nucleotide messenger RNA. Its product is annotated as basic proline-rich protein-like. The record is from RefSeq and is a predicted model, not a curated record. The transcript is spliced from 3 exons. Bases 1 to 705 code for a protein of 234 amino acids. Lineage: Eukaryota; Metazoa; Chordata; Mammalia; Primates; Cercopithecidae.
AUGAAGAGUAUACAGGACUCCCACCACACAUACACCUGGAACCAAGCUGGUCUGGUCUGCGAGCGCCUUAUAGCUCAGGCCCACUGGCCGGAACGCCGCCGCGGCCCCAACCACCCCAGACAACCACCCGCCAGCUGUCCUCUCCGUUCUCUCCGCCGCCGCGCUGCAGGCCCAGGCUCGCACCCGAGUCCCUUCACACCCCAGGAAGUGGCGCGGCCUGUUGAGGGCAGCGUGGAGGAGGAAGAGGAGGCGCGGCUCAACGCUACCGAAGCUCCGCCGCAAAGGCUCAGGAGGAAGAGGGCGGUGCGCGGCCAAACGUCGAAGCUCGAGUCCGACUCCGGGUACCCCGCGAGGCCGCCCCGCCCGCUGCCACCCUCCCGAGGCCCAGCCCAGCGCGCCCGUCCCGCCACGGGCUGCCCCGCCUUCCCGCCCUCGUCCCGAAAACCCCGCGCCCGGCCCCGCCCCCGCCGGGGCCCCGCCCGGCCCCCCCCCCCCCCGCGCCCCGCCCCUCCCCGCCCCGCCCCGCCCGCGCCUCGGGCGCCCUCUCGCAGCUCCCAGGUCGGGCCGGCCGGAGGAGUCUCAGCUCUCAGCGGCUCGCACCCUGGCGCCGCGCUUGCCAGCCCUCCCUCCAGGCCCUCCCCCGGUCGCCGCUGUGGGGCAGCGCCUGGCAGGCGGCCCGCGGGCGGGUCGCCUCCCCUCCUGUAG